Molecule: messenger RNA, 1677 nt
Organism: Macadamia integrifolia
Lineage: Eukaryota; Viridiplantae; Streptophyta; Magnoliopsida; Proteales; Proteaceae
Product: protein ESKIMO 1-like
Exons: 5
Coding region: 54-1409 (451 amino acids)
Cellular component (GO): Golgi apparatus
Molecular function (GO): O-acetyltransferase activity
Source: RefSeq, a predicted model, not a curated record
UAUAUCUUCUUCCCCUACUCACACCUCAUCUCAGCUUUCCAUUCUUCUUUUUCAUGCAGCCACCUCCCCGGAAAGCAUCUCUCUACCUCCCAGAUAUGAAGCACGUCGGCUGCAGUGGCCGCAAGAAUAACAAUCUCUCCAUCUUCAUUGUCGUCUUCUCUGCCUUUCUCUUCGCGGGUUUCAUGUACAAUGAGGACCUGAAAUCGAUUGCAGAGUUCACAUUUUCAAUGCCCAUAUUGCAAGAAAAAAUAGAACCCACAAAUAUGAAGAUGAUCAUAACCAAGGAAGAAAUUUUAGAUGAGGAAUUGACUCAUAUUAAAGAGGAAAUUGAGGAGGUUGAGGUACCACCAGAAGAAUGUGAUCUCUUUAAUGGAGAAUGGGUUUUCGACAAUGUAAGUCAUCCUCUAUAUAAAGAAGAAGAAUGUGAGUUCCUCACUGCGCAAGUGACUUGUAUGAGGAAUGGUAGAAAGGAUUCUCUCUAUCAGAAUUGGAGAUGGCAGCCCAGAGAUUGUUCAUUGCCCAAGUUCAGUGCGAGAUUGUUGCUUGAGAGACUUCGAGGGAAGCGACUCAUGUUCGUGGGUGACUCACUGAAUCGGAACCAGUGGGAAUCCAUGGUCUGUCUCGUUCAAUCUGUGAUCCCUCCGGGGAAGAAGAGCUUGAACAAGUCUGGCUCCCUCUCUGUUUUCCGAGCUGAGGAAUAUGAAGCUACGGUUGAGUUCUACUGGGCCCCAUUUUUGGUAGAAUCCAACUCGGAUGAUCCAAGGACGCACAGCAUUCUUGAUCGCAUCAUCAUGCCUGAAUCAAUCAACAAGCAUGGGGAGCACUGGAAGGGUGUAGACUACUUGAUCUUCAAUACGUAUAUAUGGUGGAUGAAUACUCUAAAGAUGAAAGUUUUACGAGGAUCAUUCGAUAAAGGCAAUAAAGAGUACGAUGAGAUCCAACGGCCGAUAGCUUACGAGAGGGUUUUGAGGACAUGGGCUAAUUGGGUAGAGGAAAAUGUGGACCCAAGAAGCACAUCUGUCUUCUUCACUAGCAUGUCUCCAGUUCACAUCAAGAGUUCGGAUUGGAACAACCCUGAUGGGAUCAAGUGUGCCAAGGAGACGAUGCCGGUGCAGAACAUGACCCGGCUGCAGGUAGGUACAGAUCGUCGGGUAUUUGCUGUGGUAUCGAAUGUGACCCGAUCCAUGAAGGUUCCUGUUUAUAUCUUUAACAUUACCACCCUCUCUGAGUAUCGGAAGGAUGCACACACAUCAGUCUACACCAUCCGGCGAGGGAAUGUGCUAACAGAUGAACAGAAGGCCGACCCGGACAAAUUCGCGGAUUGCAUCCAUUGGUGCCUCCCGGGUUUGCCGGAUACUUGGAAUGAAUUCCUCUAUAUUCGUAUCAUCUCUAGCCCCUCAACCCACUAGUUCUCCCUCUCUCUCUCCCUUUUUUUUUUUUAAAAUAAUUUCCCUUCUUUAAUUUUUCUCCCCUUUUUUAACUUUAAAUAGUGUUUAUUUUUCUUUUUUUACUAGGGUGAAUUUUUUUGUACUUUAUUUUUCCUGACUGGCUAAGAUAUUAGCCAGAUAAGCAUGCCGGGUUUCCGAAAAGUGGUGAAACAUGAGCCCAUGCUUGGAAGAUUGUACCUUACUUAAAUUGUAUAAUGAAAUUCAGAAAGAAGAAAUAAGUAGAGAAGCA